AUGGAAGCUAAUGCUAGUUUUUUUGUAGUUGCUCCACAAAUCUUCAAUGGGGAGAGUGAUCAGCUUUGGGCAAUGAGAAUGGACACUUACUUGGAUGCCUUGGACCCAAUCAUGUCUUUAGGUUCAACAAAGGCAAUUUGGGACUAUCUCAAAGAAGAAUACCAAGGAGAUGAAAGGAUCAGAGGUAUGCAAGUGCUGAAUUCAAUAAGGGAGUUUAAAAUGCAAAGGAUGAAGGAGUCAGAAACAAUCAAAGAGUAUGUGGACAAACUUCUGAGCAUUGUGAACAAAGUAAGAUUGUUAGGAACUAAAUUUUCUGAUUCCAGAUUAGUUAAGAAAAUUCUUGUUUCUAUCCCUGAAAGAUUUAAAGCCUUAAUAUCUUCCUUAGAGAAUUCUAAGGACCUGUCAAGGAUUACCUUAGCAGAAUUGCUCAAUGCUUUGCAAGUUGCUAAGCAAAGAUGGCUGAUGAAACAGGAAGGAGCUGUUGAAGGGGCCUUACAAGCUAAACAUUAG
Messenger RNA from Hevea brasiliensis (rubber tree), 510 nucleotides. RefSeq lists its product as uncharacterized. The record is from RefSeq and is a predicted model, not a curated record. The coding region runs from base 1 to 510 and encodes 169 amino acids. Lineage: Eukaryota; Viridiplantae; Streptophyta; Magnoliopsida; Malpighiales; Euphorbiaceae. The transcript is spliced from 2 exons.